This is a messenger RNA of Clonostachys byssicola, 705 nucleotides long. The record is from the annotation of a GenBank genome assembly. Lineage: Eukaryota; Fungi; Ascomycota; Sordariomycetes; Hypocreales; Bionectriaceae.
AUGGAUUCCCCAAAGGAUGUCCAGAUGGAUGAUGGAAACUCCCGGGUCCACGAGCCAUUUACUGUGGAGGAGAACAUCCACCAGCUGAAUGCGAUUGAUAAAUCCAUCGUGGAUCUAAUGAACCACACUGCCACCGCGCUCAACGCCCUCACUAUCCCCAUCAACUCCCCAGACUCGCAGGCAACACUUCCGCAGCAAGACCCGUCGGCGAAGAAGGCCGCGUUUCGUGGUGCAACCGAUUCGUUCUUGGACACGCUGCAUGCUGUUGAUGUGAAGAUGAAGCGCCAAAUCAUGGCUCUCGAAGAGGCUGGUAUUGUGAACUUGUCUGCUGGAGCAAAGCAGGAACCCGGCAGCAGUGGUCCCAAAACGGCAUCCCUCAAACCUAACGGGAUGGGGGCCGUUGGAAACCUCGAUGUUGGCUGGUUGAAUAGCCAUGGCUCUAGGGUGGAGAGAGACAUGGAAGCCGAGCUUUGGGCGGACGCAAGAAAGUUCUUGGAAAAGGAGGGAAGCGAUAUCAAGUUGGAAACGCUUAAUUUCCCUGUUAUCGGCCAAACUGGCUUGCAGUCUCCGGACUUGAGGGGAGGCUAUGAUAGUUUAUUGCACUCUCCGCACUCCAGCCACCCUGCACCUGUACUCGUCUUCGCCUCCGCCUCCGCCUUUGCCUUCGUCUCCGUUGCUCGCCUCCUACUUCGCCGGAAGCAGUGA